AUGGCUGUAGCCGGCAUUGUUGAAGUGAAGAGAAAAAACCAAGUCCACAAGGACAUAACAAAGCCCAUAAGUCUCUUUUGGCUUUCUUUCCAAUAUGCUAUCUUUGGAAUUGCUGACAUGUUCACUCUAGUUGGACUGCUAGAGUUUUUCUACAAGGAAGCACCAGCAGGCAUGAAAUCUCUCUCCACUUCAUUCACAUGGCUGUCACUUGCAUUUGGUUAUUUCUUGAGCUCCAUCUUUGUUGAUGUCAUAAAUGCUGUGACCAAAAGAAUUGCUCCAAGCAAACAAGGAUGGCUGCAUGGAAUUGACAUCAACAAAAACAAUGUGCACCUAUUUUACUGGUUCUUGGCCAUCCUUAGCUGCAUCAACUUUGCAAACUAUCUUUACUGGGCUUCAUGGUACAAGUACAAAACAGAUGAACCUGCUUCUAAGAUUCAGCUGAAGCCUUUGAACCAGAUCCCUCUUAUCAAUGGUGGCCCAAGUACUCAAGACAGUGUAAUAAAGACUAAAGAAGAAAAGGUAACAGCUUUAUGA
Messenger RNA from Prunus armeniaca (apricot), 534 nucleotides. NCBI's taxonomy places the organism in Eukaryota, Viridiplantae, Streptophyta, Magnoliopsida, Rosales, Rosaceae. The record is from the annotation of a GenBank genome assembly.